Molecule: messenger RNA, 3227 nt
Organism: Perca flavescens (yellow perch)
Lineage: Eukaryota; Metazoa; Chordata; Actinopteri; Perciformes; Percidae
Product: interferon-induced GTP-binding protein Mx
Exons: 12
Coding region: 460-2343 (627 amino acids)
Biological process (GO): defense response to virus; receptor internalization; synaptic vesicle budding from presynaptic endocytic zone membrane
Cellular component (GO): plasma membrane; microtubule; nucleus
Molecular function (GO): GTP binding; GTPase activity; microtubule binding
Source: RefSeq, a predicted model, not a curated record
GAUUCCUCUACCUGUUCCACUCAUAGACAGUAUAUACGGUUCCAUUGUUAAAAAUAGCGGCGCAACUUGGUGGGCGUUAUCCUGGUAAUUUCUCUGCGUGAGAGAUACCAGGUGUGGCGUUGAGCGUGUGAACGGGAUGAAAUGCGUGUGCGUGAGACUUGAAAGCCCUGUUAUAACUAGAGCAAUUGUCACAUGAGGAACUAAUUUGUGGAAUUGUAUACAUAUACAUAACACCUUGUCUAAAGCUGAACACAGCAAGAGAAACGAAAGCGACUCCGGCACACCGAGGUUGUGUGAGAAACGAAACACAGGAAAAACGAAACCAAAGUUAAGUUUUUAACUCUCAUUGCAGCGAGAUUCUGGCUGCAGUCCGACUCCGGCACACCGCGGUUGUGUGACAGUGCCAGGAGUGGAAUUUAGCAUUUUUUAAUUUUCUUCUCACAAGAGACAAGAGUCAUCAUGAACACUCUGAACCAACAGUAUGAGGAGAAGGUGCGUCCCUGCAUCGACCUCAUCGACUCUCUUCGCUCUCUGGGUGUAGAGGACGACUUGUCGCUGCCAGCUAUCGCCGUGAUUGGAGACCAAAGCUCGGGGAAGAGCUCCGUGUUGGAGGCGCUUUCAGGGGUGGCUCUGCCAAGAGGCAGUGGCAUUGUGACAAGAUGUCCUCUCGAACUGAAGAUGAAGAGAAAGAAAGAAGGAGAGGAGUGGUAUGGAAAGAUAAGCUACCAGGACUUGGAGGAAGAGAUAGAAGACCCUGCUGAUGUGGAGAUAAAGAUUCAAAAAGCUCAGGAUGAAUUGGCCGGGGAGGGGGCGGGGAUCAGUGAUGACCUCAUCAGUCUGGAGAUCGCCUCUCCUGAUGUUCCAGACCUGACGCUCAUUGACCUUCCCGGCAUCGCCAGGGUGGCUGUUGAGGGACAACCAGAGAACAUCGGAGACCAGAUAAAGAGACUGAUCCACAAGUUCAUCAAAAGACAAGAAACCAUCAGCUUGGUGGUUGUUCCAUGCAACGUGGACAUAGCAACCACAGAGGCUUUGAAGAUGGCACGGGAGGUGGAUCCUGAUGGGGAGAGGACUUUGGGUAUCUUGACCAAACCCGACCUGGUGGACAAAGGCACAGAAGAGACAGUGGUUGCAACUGUCAAUAAUGAGGUCAUCCCCCUGAAGAAGGGCUACAUGAUCGUCCGGUGCAGGGGUCAGAAGGACAUCAUGGACAAGCUGUCCCUGACUGAAGCAAUUGAAAGAGAGAAAGCCUUCUUUAAAAAUCAUGUGCAAUUCCAGAUCCUCUACGAUGAAGGCCAUGCCACUGUUCCUAAACUGGCAGAAAAACUCACCCUUGAGCUGGUGCAUCAUAUCCAGAGAUCGCUGCCCCAACUGGAAGAGCAGAUAGAAAAGAAACUCAGGCAGACUCAGGCAGAGCUCGACAAAUAUGGCAACGGACCCCCACCUGACGCAACUGAGAGACUCGGUUUCCUCAUUGAUAGAGUGACCGCAUUCACAUAUGAUGCUAUCAGCCUCGCCGCAGGGGAGGAGCUCAAAUUUGGAGGCAGGCCUAAUAUCUUUGCCAUACUCAGAAAAGAGUUUGCGGUAUGGAAAGAUGUCAUAGAGCGCUCUGGAACAACAUUCAACUGGAAUAUUGAGAAAGAGGUGGCUCAGUAUGAACGAAAGUACCGUGGAAGAGAACUGCCGGGGUUCAUCAACUACAAGACCUUUGAGGGCAUGGUCAAGGAGCAGAUUAAACAGCUGGAAGGGCCUGCUGUCCUGAAGCUCAAGGAAGUGGCAGAAAUUGUGAAGAAAGAGUUGUUUGAGUUGGCACAGAGCAGCCUUGUUGGACUUCCUAACCUCAUCAAAACAGCUCAGAUGAAGAUUGAAGCCAUCAGAAAGGAGAGGGAGACUGCAGCCGAGUCCAUGCUGAGGACUCAGUUUAAGAUGGAGUUGAUUGUUUACACUCAGGACAGCACAUACAGCAAGAAGUUAGGGAAGCGGAAGAGGGAAGCUGAUGUGACUGUCUUCAAUGGCAGCACUGACAGUGUGGCCACCCUGAAGGAGAUGAUUAAACACCUGAAAUCCUAUUACCAAAUUGCUGGCCAGCGUCUGGCUGACCAGAUCCCCCUGGUGAUCCGCUACCAGAUGUUGCAGGAGUCUGCCAUCCAGCUGCAGAGGGAGAUGCUGCAGAUGCUUCAGGACAAGGAGAAAACCGAGGCCCUGCUUCAAGAGGACUCUGACAUAAAAACCAAGAGAAUCAACCUUCAGAAUCGCCUCAAGCGCCUGUCAAAGGCCCGCAUGCUGUUGACUGACUUCAGUAUGAACAUAUACAACUUCAACACAUCUCAUUGCAAUCCUUGAAACCAGAUUGCUAAUAGAAGAAGUUGCUGAAUUAUCACAUUCUUUAAAAACAAAAUCCUUUGCAGAUUUUUUUUCAUGUUUUUGACAUUAGUCAUUUAUUUUAUUAAGUAAACUAAAAUGUUUCAUAAAUGAUUCCAGACAUACACCAUAUUCUCACUUUUCCAUUCAAUGUUCUUGUUUCCUGAAUGGCAUGCCACAUACAUACAUGCAUAAGGUCCAAAACAGAAAGAGAAAAAAAAGUGUGUUAUUGUGGGUUUUUUUGUAGGGUUUUCUCAUUAUGGGUUUUCUUGAGUAGUAGAGUUUCAUUUUGGGCUUUUUUGAACUGACAUCCUGCAUGAAACCACAAAAGCUGCUUCUCAAUCGGUCUGUCACAGACAUGUUUGCACCGAGUACACCAUUUACGUAUUCAGCUUCACCGACUGUGUUGUCCAUUGACGACCAUUGACGUGUCCUAGUGAGCCAUCAUGCCAGGAGGGUUCAACACGUUGGAGGUAGAUGUACGUACUCUUUUAAAGUAUUUCCCCGCAAUAACUUUAUUUAACAUGAUUUAACAACAGAGAAUAGCAUUAACGUAAUAUUAGGUAAUAGCCUGAUGGCCAAUCCCAAACACAUACUUUAUAUAUUAUUCAUUUGAGUGUGUGAGGUGUGAAAGAAACACUUAGUUAAGUUAGCUAAUAAAGUUAAACAGGUUGAUUAGUUCAGUGUUAAUGAUGUCAGCUGUUAGCCCGUUGGACAUGUGAGUCCAAAACUGUAAAAACGUGUCAUAGAUUGUAAUGUAAACAUAACCUACUCAAAUAAAACUGAAAACAUACUUAACCUCUCUUGUGUUGCCAAUGCUACACAUACUGUCUUGAUAAUGCAUAAAAUAAAAAAUUCACCUCGUC